AUGCAGCCGCGACAGUCAAUGCAGCAGCAAGGUUCGUCGUGCCAUCGCAGAAGGUCGGAGACCCACGCCGCGCCGCAGCAUGGCAGCAGCAGCAGCGCUUGGUGCAGCAGCAGCAGCAGCUGCUGCUGCUGCGGCACUUCCGGCUUCGCCCACGGUGAGACGCUCCAGGAGCAGCAGCAAGAGCAACAGCAGCAGCAGCAGCAGCAGCAGCAGCAGCAGCAGCAGCGGCAGCAGCGGCAAUGCCACAUGCAUCCAAGACACAUGCACUGGACAGACAGUGCAGCAGCUGCUGAGGCCCCCCCAGACGUCUGCCGCACAGCAGCAGCAGCAGCAGCAGCAGCAGCUGCUGCUGCUGCUGGACCCAUGAACGCCAGCCUUCUAGAGACUCUGCAGCAGCGCGCCCAUGAACUUUCCACCCUGCUGUCUUGGGGUGCUGCAGAGCACCAGGAGUUGCUGCUGCUGCUGCAGCAGCAGCAGCAGCAAUGCGAGCUGAGGCUUCAGCAGCAGCAGCAGCAGGCAGAGGCCCUGAAGCAGCAGCAACACUGUAAGUUCGCGCUGCAGCAGCAGCGGCUGCAGCGCGCCUAUGCUGCACUGCAGCAGGACUUCGAAGCGAACUACCGGCUGUUUGCAGAAGCAGCAGCAGAGCAGCAGCAGCAGCAGCAACAGCUGGAAGCAGCGCUCAAUGGAGCGCGGCAAAAGCUGCAGCAGCAGCAGCAGCUGGAAGCAGCUCUCAAGGAGGUGCAGCAGCAGCUGCAGCAGCAAGCUAGCGAGGCGGAGGAGCUGCGGCGCAGCAACUCGCAGCUGCAGCAGCAGAAUGCCAGCUUGGAGCAGCAGCUGCUGCAGCAACAGCAGCAGCACCAGCAGCAGACACAGGAGCUGCAGCAAGAACUGGAGCAGCAGCAGCUGCAGCAGGAGAAGCUGAAGCAGGCCUGCGAGCGCGAGGCUUCGCUGAAGCGGAAGGCCCUGCUGCAGCUGCAGGAAGCAACAGCAGCAGCAGCAGCAGCAGCGGAGCAGCAGCAGCAGCACCACCAGCACGUGCUAGAAAGCAUACAGAAAAGGUGUGCUGCAGAGGUUGAACGGGAAGCUGCAGCAGCUGCUGCAGCACGGCAGCAGCAGCAGCUGCUGCAGCAGCAGCUUGCGGCUCUGAACGACGGGGCAACGAAGUCGCUGACAGCAGCAGCAGCAGCAGCAGCAGAAACAGCAGCAGCAGAAACAGCAGCAGCAGCACCAGAGAAGACAAACAAGAUGUGCGGGGAGUGCGAGCGACUGCAAGAGGAAAUGCAGCAGCAGCAGCAGCAGCUGCGAAAGCAGCAGCAGCUGCUGCACGAGGAGACUGCAGCACGCAUGCACGCAGAAGCAGCCCUCAGCAGCAGACAGGAGACAGUGCAGCACCAGCAAGUUUUGCUGCUGCAGCAGCAGGUCCUCAUUCAGCAGCUAGAGCAGCAGCUGCUGCCGGACCGGCUGCACGCGACAAGCGGGAGCAGCAGCAGCAACAGCAGCGGCAGCAGCUGCAGCAGCCGCAGCCGCAGCAGCAGCAGCAGCAGCAGCAGCAGCAAGGCACUAAGCGGAGGCCCGGGAGCAUCUCGCAUUGCAGCAGCAGCUGCUGCCUCUGCAAGCGGUCAGCAGCAAGGCAGCGCAGAAGCAGCAGCGAUGCCACCCUCUGCACAGCAGCAGCAGCAGCAGCAGCAGCAGCAGCAAAGAGAGCAACAAGAGCUGCAGCAACAGCUUCGGGAAGCCACUAGUGUGGUAUUGCUGCUGUUGCGACAGCUCGAUGAAGGCAGUGAGCAGCAGCAGCAGCAGCAGCAGCAGCAGCAGCAGAAUAUUGUCCUGCUGGCUAAAGCUGUUGAACAGCGGCUGCGGCAUUUGCUGCAGCAACGCGAAGACCAGCAGCAGCAGCUGCAGCAGCAGCAGCAGCUGCUGCUGCACCAAGCAGAGCAGCUACAGCAGCAGCAAACGCUGCAUGCAUCGCACCUUGCUGCGCAGCAAGCAGAGCACGAACAGGCGUUGCUGCGGCUGCAGCAAGACAUGCAUCAGCAGCUGGAGGCCCUUUCAAGACAGCUUUCGAGCAAGGAAAGGGAAAUUGUACAGGCAGAUGACCGGCUGAAGCGAGCGGAGUCGCAGCUGCUGCUGCAGCAGCAGCAGCAGCAGCAGCAGCAGCAGGGAUCCGCAGCCCGAACGCCAGAAGCAACGAGGAGCGCUUGGGAGACGACCUGGAGCCGCACCAGCAGCAAAGGCAGCAGAAGUGAAUCUGCUGCUGCUGCUGCUGCAGCAGCAGCAGAUGCUGCAGCAGGCACCAGGCGCAGCUGCUCGCUGCAGUUCCACCGCAGCAGCAGCAAAAGCAGCAGCAACAGCAGCAGCGAAAGCAGAAGCAGCAGCCCAGAACUUGGCAGUCGGCGCCGCGCUCGCCGCAAACCGGGCCGAAGGCAACAACAACAACAGCAGCAGCAGCAGCAGCAGCAGCAGCAGCAGCAGCAGCUGCAGCAGCAGCAGCAGCAGCAGCAGCUGCAGCAGCAGCAGCAGCAGCAGAUAGAAGCACAGACAGCUGAACUUGACAGGUACCGAAGGGCGUUUAGCACCAUGAGGCAGCACGCAGAGGCGAUGCAGCAGCAGCACCAACUGCAGCUGCAGCGAAAGACGGAGUCUUUAGUCGCGCUGCAGCAGCAGCUGCAGCAGCUGCAGCAGCAGCAGCAGCAGCAGCAGCAACAGGAGCACCAGCAGCAGCAGGCACUGCAGAAAGCAGAAAAACAGGCCGAAGCCUUGCGAGAGGAGGUAAAUGCCCUAAGGGCCGCCAUUGAAGACUUGCAGGAGGAAAGAGCUUUGCUGCUGGACGUGUCCAACCGGCUGCAUUUUGCUUCGUUGCUGCGAAAGCCCUCGUCAGCAGCAGCUGUGGCUGCAGCGCAGCUAACGCAGCAGCAGCAGCAGCAGCAGCGGGAGCAGCAGCAGCAGCAGCAGCAAACGGUGCUCGGGGUACAGGGCACGCAUACGGGACCAGCAGCAGCAGCAGCAGCAGCAACUGCAGCAGCAGCAGCCGCAGCACAAAGCGUCAAACGCCUUCCCAGCACAGCCCCUGCAGCUUCUCUGCGAGGGACGCGGAGGCAGGUAACAGCAAGGGCGCGGCUGCGCCAGCAGCAGCAGCAGCUGCAGCAGCAGCAGCAGCAGCAGCAGCUGCCGCAGCAGCAGCAGCUGCAGCAGCAACAGCAGCUGCAGCAGCAGCAGCUGCUGCUUAGAAGAGGGAGCUGCAGCAGCGCAGCCGACACGCCUUUGCGGUGGAUACUGGAGAAGACGGUGGGGGCGGUGCGAGUUGCUGCUGCUGCUGCUGCUGCUGCUGCUGCUGCUGCUGCUGCUGGUCCACUUUUUUUAUCUUGA
This is a messenger RNA of Eimeria necatrix, 3366 nucleotides long. RefSeq lists its product as hypothetical. Lineage: Eukaryota; Apicomplexa; Conoidasida; Eucoccidiorida; Eimeriidae. The record is from RefSeq and is a predicted model, not a curated record. Bases 1 to 3366 code for a protein of 1121 amino acids. The transcript has 6 exons.